Messenger RNA from Symbiodinium sp. CCMP2456, 1491 nucleotides. The record is from the annotation of a GenBank genome assembly. Lineage: Eukaryota; Dinophyceae; Suessiales; Symbiodiniaceae.
AUGGGGGUGCGCGGCCUGCUGAGCUAUGUGCUGCGGCAUGCCGAUGCGAUGACCCAGCGCGUGGAUCUGGCACAGGAGGCCCAGUACUACGGUCGUAACGGUGUGACGUUGCUGGUGGACAUCCUGGACUUCUGUGCUCGGUUUCUGCCGGAGGUGGAUCGUGGCGCCAAGGGCUGGGAGGGAGAUGCCACACUCCAGGUCUGUGGCAGCGACUUCGUCCAGCAUGACGAGGCGCUUUGCGAGCUCAUCUUCGCCCUGCGGCAUGCAGGCAUUUACCUCGAGUUCUUUUUGGAUCCUCCCCGCGGCUGCGGGCUCCUCGAUGCGGCCACCAGUGCCUGGACAGAGGAGGCCAAGCGCCGUUGCAGCCAGGGCCUGGAAGCUGCGAAGCUGACCCUCGACGACGUGACCGGCAGCGUUGGAAAAUGGUGGAUGCUGUUCGGCAAUGGUGCCGAGGAGAGCGCAAUGAUCUUCCAAACCUGGCAGAGGCUGUCUAGGAAGAAGGGUGAUCCUGUCACCUCGGGUCCUAUCAUCGAGAUCGGUGAUUCGAAAUGGGAGAUCCUGGUGUAUCCUUCCGGAAACGAGCGGUGCAAGGAUGGCUGGAUCCGAGUAUCAGUUCGAUGCACAGAGGGCGAGCAGGAAGUGCGAGCUCUGUACUCGGUGUCCGUGGUCAAUGCCGCAGGUGAAGUGAAGCACCGGCUUGAGGAAGAAGCUACGUUCACCAGCGGUGACGGCUGGGGCUUUGACAACUUCAUCCGCCAAGAGCGCCUGACGGAUCGAACGAAAGGCUUCGCAGACGAUGUUGUCAUCUUCGAAGCCACCGUCACGGUUCUUGGCCGGGAGGAAAUCAGACGCCAACCGAUCACUGGAAGCGAGUCCAAAAUGAUUCACUCCGAAGAGUUGGCGUCUGACCUGAAGGCAUUGUGGGAAUCUGGCCAACAUGCUGACCUGACGCUGCAAGUCGGCGAGACGCAGCUGCAGGUCCACGGCUUGAUCUUGGCGGCAAGGUCUGCGGUCUUCUCGCGCAUGCUGGCCUCUGACAUGUCGGAGGCGAAGUCGAGGGUCAUCAGGAUAGUCGACGCGGAUGCCGAGACAAUGCGCUGCCUUUGUGAAUACAUGUACACAGGUACGGUGCGGAACAACCGCCCAUUUGAGAAUGCAGACUUGGCUGGGUCUUUAUUGCAGGCGGCAGCGAAGUACGAGGUUCACGGGCUGGUGCGGUGGUGUUCUGCCAAGAUAGCCGCAACUCUGGGCGUCGACACGGCAGCCGAGUGGCUUGUUCUCGCAUCGCAGAUCGGACCGCAGGCCGAUGCAUUGAAAACCAAGUGCGUUCACCUAGCGGCCAGCAACCUCUCAGAGGUUCAGGUGACGGAGGGCUGGCAGCGCUUCAUGAAGAAUCCUCGCGUGGUGUCGGAGGUGGCCCCCCUGUUGUUCCAGGCCAUCAGCCCUCCACCUGGAAAGAAGAGGCGGCGAUCUUGCGAAAAGCUGAGCUAG